UGCUACUGUACAGGUGAUUUAAUGUUACGUUGGCUUGAAGUGGAUUAUUAUAUUUUGUUAGCGCUUUAGCGGUAACUAAAUCACUAUUGAGAACUUUCGGAUUUAGGAUACAUCGAAUUAGGUUAUUGUUUCUUUUGUCAGCAUAUGGACUAUCUUUUCAUUGCACUUUUGGAGGAUUAACAUUGGAAAACAAAACCGAAAAAUUGGUAAGUCAUCCUCCUGAUGUCACAGGAAUGCCCUUGACAGGCAAGAACAUUGACUGACCCUAAAAGCAAUGGAUUAACCUAAGGAAUAGUAGUAAUCACAGAGAAUAUCUUCUGUUUGGAUAAACAUUUGGAAUAAGAAUGAUGCAAAGUAGAAGUAAGGUGUUUGUGGGUAAUCUUCUGGACUCGGUCAAAAAGGAUGAGAUUAAAAGACUGUUUGGCCGAUUUGGACAUCUCCGUAAGGUAUGGUUGGCGCAUAAUCCUCCAGGGUUUGCCUUCAUUGAGUUCUUCAAUCAUAUGGAUGCAAAAAAUUGUGUCCGGAACUUGGAUGGUAAGCCAUUCAGUGGCUCAAAGAUUCGUGUUGAACUAUCGUAUAGCGAUGGACCAAAACCUGGCAACCAGGUUAACAUGAAAGGCAAGCUUUUGCCACAAAAAGGCCGUCCGCAGAACGGCAUGAACAGAAAUCAUGAUAAUAAUAAUAUGCAAAUGAGACGAAACGGAAACAGUCGUGUAAAUGGUUUUGGGAAUGGUGUAUUCAAACACCAGAUGCGUAACAGGAAUUUCGAUAAUGGGUUCGAUGAUGUUGGAAUGAAUUUCAGGGGUAAUAUGAAUUUUAGGAAGCGGAAUGGCUUCAGUGACAAUGGAACAUUUUAUCGGGAAAGAGAUGAGCAGCGGGGAUAUAAAUAUGGUGCUUUGGAUUGUGAAGAUAGAAUGGAGUCUAGGAAGAGAAACAAUUCCCAUCCUGAUGAAUAUCGUAGGAGGGAUCCUCGCUAUGUCCGGGAUCCUUCUGACGAGCCUGUUAAACGUCCACGUAGUCCUGAGUCUGAAGGUGAACGACAGGUAAAAUAUGCUCGGUAUAGUCUUGAGCAACAAAACGGUCAUCGUAAUAAUCAUGCAGUUUAUAUAAAGGAUACUCCACGCAAUGGGAAUACCGAUAAAUGGAAUGGCGUCCACAAUGGUAACCUGUCAGGGAAUUCCGUCAGCAGCAGUGACGGUGGGAAUAGCACAAACGGCAGCCCAGAGUACGCAAGUACGAGCCCAGUGGAACGUCGACGUAAACACAAACGGAAAGAAGUUGAAGCGACGUCACCGCCUCAACGCCGAAGAUCUCCCUCCCCUAUUGACCUCAGCGAGUCCGAAGUCGACGAGACACCCUUACCACAUAAGAAAAGUCAUCGACGAAAGCAUAAUUCUAGCAAGAGGAAUGGGCAUUCACAUGAGAGCAGGACAUCAGGCAGCGAUCGGUCACACUCAGGCAGACCAAGCAGUCCUGAAAUCACAUUUUACAAGAGUCGCCAUCAUGAUUCUGACUCGUCCCCAGAGGUGAGGUUAAAGUUACAAAAUUCGCCAAAUCAUCGGAAGAGAAAUGGCAGAAGGUCGAGACAUACUGGUGCAACAAAUGGAAGGCGUACGUCACGUUUGGGGCAACACGACACAUCACCACGGCGACGGUUAGAGGAUCUGCCGCAGCAAUACCAGCCGACGAACGGAGGGGUUAACGGAUAUGAUUGCUCGCUUGACCAGAAAAAUGAUCGUUCUCAGUACAAUUCGCUGCCAUCAGACGAUGAGCAGGCUGAUUGGUCGAAAAAAGUUGAUGACUCACCGGAAAGGAAACCGACCAAUCACACGAGACAGUAUGAUUUGUCACCAGAAUGCAGCAAGCAUACAACCAGGACGAAAUGCAACUCGCCACCAGAGAAACGUAGUAAUGACCAGAGCAAGCAGUAUGAUUCAUCACCAGAGAAAAUAUCGGAGAGAAACAAAAGGCCACGGUCUAAGAAGAGGUGAAGACUGUCCAGCAACUUUCCCAACCAAGUGUGUCAUAAUUAGACUAGUUUCCCGAUUUGUCCAUAAGCGUUGAUCAGUAUAUUCUCACCAGGGGAGCUGUCCUCACAUGUGAAUAGCACUCUAAUGGUGUAUAAAGAAACAUAAUAUAUAUAUGUGUAUUCAUCAUAUUGCACUGAUUGUAUAGUUGUGCAUUUGUUGGGACAUCCUGUAUAUAGAAUUAUAUUUUUGUCAAAUAGAGCUUUCUCUCAGAGAAACAGCCAUUACCGUUAAAUUUGGUAAUAAAUAGAGCUUUCUCUUGUAUAAAACAGCCAUUAUGGCUAAACCUGGUAACAAACAGAGCUUUCUUUUCAAGAAACAGCUACCAUUAAAUUAAGUAACAAAUAGAGCUUUCUUUCUAAGAUAUAGCCAUUACUGCUAAACCUAGUAACAAACAGAGCUUUCAGAGAAACAGCUGUUACUGUUAAAUUUAGUAACAAAUAGAGCUUUCUCUUGUAUAAAACAGCCAUUAUAGCUAAACCUGGUAACAAACGGUACUUUCUCUGAGGAAAAGUCUUUGCCACUAAAUCUAGUAACAAAUACGUCUUUCUCUCUAAGAUACAGCCUGCUAUAAACCUCGUAAUAAACAGCUUUCUCUCUAACAAACAGUCAUCGAUGCCACUAAAGUUAACAAAGCUUUCUCUGUCAAGAAAAAGCCAUUAUAUACUUCAUCUGAACCUGGUAACAAGUGGAGCUUUAUCUCUAAGAAACAGUCGUUACUCCAAAAUUUAUUAACAAACAGAGCUUUUUCUUUCUUAGAAACAGCCGUUACUGCUAAACAUAGUCACAAACAGAGCUUUCUCUUCAAAAAACAGCUUUUACCUCUUGAUUUUGUGUCACUUUGUUGUCACGUAUUUUUAUUUGUGUAAAAACUAGAACCCCACAAAUUAUGCCUGUAUAAGUCCAAUUUCCAUGUUCACAUGUGCAACCGAAUUCACCAUAUGAUUGUAAGGAAAGGGUGUCUUCCCUAAUUUGUUGGCGGUAUCAUAAAGGGUAGGAAGGAUUCUAUAAAGUUGCUGUUAAUAUGAGGUUUUGAUAGUACACCCCUCGCAAUUGCUACAUCUCUGUCUUGGCAAUGAUAAAUAAUCCAUUGGUAUGACAUGUUGAAGAGUGCCAACCUUAUGAUGUACAGUAGAACCUCUCUUAGCGGACACUUCUCUAUUAAGGACCCCUAAGGACACUAGUUUUGGUCCUAGAUUGGUUGUUUCCAUUCAAUUUGACCUCUCUAAUCAGGACACUUCUCUAUUAAGGACAGCACUUGUCAGUCCCGAGGGUGUCAUUAAUAGAGAGGUUCUACUGUACAUUUGAUACAACCUGGCAAAAACCAAAAUGCUUUGGUUAAUUUGAGUUAAACAUGUACUGCCUUUUUGGUGAAAAAUUGACGUAUUCCACAUUCUUGUGAUUUUUCACUUGAGAUUAUGAUAAACAGCUGCCCUGCUUUAUUAGCACUUUUACAAGGAACACCAUUUUUCAGUGUUUUCCCCCACGGAAGCACGUUACACCAUAUUUUACCACUUUUCAGCGCUUUUACAACUUGUUUUCCUUGCUAAUUUAUCUCGAUGUCCUCUUUACAAUGGUAGCAGCUGUUUGUAGGUGGCUGCGAGUCAAUUCCCAUGUUCACUCCAAAUACUAGGUAUAAUAUUAGAAAUUGACAUGAUGUCAGGAAGUGUCCAACCUUCCCACACAACUCGGUCACAUAAAACCCUUUUGUUUUAGAGACACAUACAUAAUAGAGCAGGACACAGCUUAACCCCCCUUUGGUUUGGGAAUAUACAGAAUGGGACGUACAGAACCCACCACCCAAGACUAAGCUUUAAAUGUUCUAAAGGGUGUAACAGGAGUUGGAAUAGGCCUACUGCUUCGGAUAGUAACAAAGAUAAUUUGAAAAAAGACAUUGUUUUAUAAUUCUAUGUAAGUAUUUGGUUGAGAUGCUCACGUAAAGUAUGAUAACUCUGCUUUGGUGUCGUUUCCUUGCCAAUUCUUUGAUCUCAUCAUCACCUAUCAAGGCCGUGCAGUGACGGCACUUGGGAAUCCAUUUUGGAUGCCAAUUAAUCCGUGUCUUAGACCCUGCAUAUGUACUGUCAACAAAGUGUGCCCACAGUGUAUAGUGUCAUUAAUAUAAAGGUUGAUGUCACCUCACUUUGAUACUGAUAUUGUUGUACUAAGGUCAAAGUGCUAGGCAUGGGUCAAUAAGAUAAAUUUCAUCUGCACGUAGCUCGAGAGAGAAAAUAUACGAUGCCACUGUCAUGGUGAUGAAUUGCCUGAGUUCUUUUGUAAUAGUUUGCUGUUUCAGAAUACAGUCCAGAUCACAAUUGACAACCGUCCUGCUUCGCGUCAGUGACGGGCGACGUACGCGCCAAUGACGCACCAGUGACACGCUUCAUCUCUAUGUUUCGUGUAUAUAACGCUCGGCCUACGCAUGACCUACGCGCUGGGUAGCGCGUCAAUGACGCGAUCUACGGGACGUCAUUUGUGAUUUGGACUGUAUCUCCAUAACUCCUAACGUAUCUCCGGCACUUGCAAUGCCACCAGCUCGGAUGUAUUACUACAUCCGUGCUGCCUGUAACUACACUCGAUCAGGAUGAGGGUGAAGCAUCUUUUGUGUUUAUUUUGUUGGUCGAAUUUACUGUUUUCUGUCCUCACUCUCUUUUAGAUUUCUGCAACGCAUUGUUUGUAUUUCAUUGUUGUCUUGGGAAGAGCAUUAUAUGCCCAAAAUUAUGGUCUGCCAAACUUAUAGCUGGUUCACUGCAACCAAGAAUAAAUAAAGACCAAGAAUUUGGAAACUCAGAAAUUUAAAAAAUCUAAGUUUUUUCAAAAGAGCCGACAAACUUUUUCUGAAGUCAUGCGCCUCUUGUUUUUUUAAUUCAUUGUAAAGAUAUCACCAAGGCAAACAAGAUGAUACCUUAUUUACCUCUAAACUUCUAAAGAUGAAGGAGAUACAGGGCAUUUCGUGGAAGAGACACAAUGGAUUAUCUAAACGAGUUACUCUAUUUGAGGCAUGUUAUUUGUGACAGAAAUGAAGCAACAACCAGCCGAUAGAUAUGAUACUAUAAAUAGUCAUUGAACAGUAGCCGAAUUAUCUUCCAAAUGCCCCCUCUUGUCAAAAUUAUCUUAAAGAUGCUGUAAAAUUGUUUCCAAAUUCUUUGUCUUGCUGCAUAAUAGAAAUUGAUAUAUAUCGUUCUGCAAUGCUGUAACUUUCAAAUACUUCACUGUAACUGUAUAGAAAUAUUUUUAAGCUGAGCUGCCAAAACCACUUGUUAACCUCCCUCAGUGGAGGCCUCUCUAUUAAGGACGCCCUUUCUAUUAUGCACUCUGCAUUUGGCACAAAAUGGUCGUUUCAAUUGAAAUUGCCCUCUAUAAUCAGGACAUCUCACAUUUUAGGACACCAUUUGUCGGUCCGAAGGGUGUACUUAACAAAGAGGUUUUACUGUACCUGUUUCUUGAGCCACAACAUGAAAAUAGAGGGAUAAAUAGGUUACUGGCGUUUCAAUCCUUUUAUGUUUAGGGCAGGAAAGAACUGACAUGAACACUGUUAAUUUUAGAAGAAUAUUUAAAAUCGUUUGUAAAAACCUCAAAGGAGGACUAUAGGGUGGAGCUAGGGGUCAAACUAGUGAUCUCCUUUUGACCAAUAUCAGCAGUGCACAAGAAGGGAACUGGGUCUUGUCAAUGCAGUGUUUAUUUCUCUACGCAAGUCUCUUUUGUAUGACCAUGAACACUGCUGAUGUACUCCGAGAUAGUGGAGGCAUCUAUCGGGAACUUUGUGUAACUUAAUAAUAAUAAUAACAAAUUGUUAUUUGUAAAGCGCCUGUAUCACUUGAAACAAAUGUUCACCGGCGCUGGUGAGCUAUAUUGAAAAGAAGGGUCUUGAGUUCUUUGCGAAAGGUUGAGACAUCCGAUGUAGCUCUCAAGGUGGGGGAAAGAGAGUUCCACAGUUGAGGUGCUAAAGUGGCGAAUGCUCGACCUCCAAAUGUUUUCAAUCUAUAUUUCCUGCAAGUGAGAAGGUCCUGAGAUUCAGAGCGAAGGUAACGAGGAGGCACGUAAUGUUGGAUGAGAUCGUUCAGGUAAAUUGGUGCAAGCCGGUGGUAUGCUUUGAAAAAUCUGACCUACCUAGCAGCUGCCUAUAGACUACCUUUAAGGGGUAUUAAAGCAUAGUUACUUAAUUGCUCCCUUGUGCAAAGUAUGGGGGGGAUACAGAGCCAUUACAAUAGAAAAGUUAAAGAAAUUAUAUCUGCUGAAAAAGUUCCACUGUGCAGUACUGGAUAAAAAAAGGUUUUAAAUGUAAAUACAGAAAGCAUACCAUUUAUUGUUCAGCUUUUGUUGAAGUCAUGUCUGUAAGAUGUUUCCUUUAAGUAUGAUGUAUUGCUUUAAGUACUUGUAAGCAUUUUCUACA
Molecule: messenger RNA, 6417 nt
Organism: Lineus longissimus
Lineage: Eukaryota; Metazoa; Nemertea; Pilidiophora; Heteronemertea; Lineidae
Product: serine/arginine repetitive matrix protein 1-like
Exons: 6
Coding region: 345-1991 (548 amino acids)
Molecular function (GO): RNA binding
Source: RefSeq, a predicted model, not a curated record